CCCAAAUUGCGAGUGCAUGUUGUUAUUGAGAGGCAGUGUCCCUACAUAUGUGCCAUCUAUUUUCAUGUGGCGGAUUCACUCUUGUGAGGGAGAUCUAAUUCCAGAAAGAGUAAAAAGAUGACAGAAAUGGGUUCAAUGGAUGAUCAUCUGUUCGAGUCAUCAGGCCCAGGAAAACUGCAUGCCAUCUGUGUUCCGAUGCCAGCGCAAAGCCACAUAGGCGGAAUGCUGAAAUUUGCAAAACUUCUCCAUCACAAGGGCUUCUACAUCACCUUCGUCAACACCGAGUUCAACCACGCACGGUUACUCAAAGCGAGAGCCGGAGGUCCUAAUGUUGACGCGGAGGGGGACCUUUCAAGAGGGGAUCGUUUUCAGUUCUUGACUAUCCCUGAUGGGCUUCCGCCUUCGGAUGCCGAUGCCACGCAAGAGCGGGUCUCGAUGUGUGACUCGGCGAGGAAGUACAUGGUCGCUCCUUUCUCUGACCUUGUAUCCAAUCUUCUUCGUCACGCUUCCCAUACUUCAGAGGCAACUAGUACUGCUAGUGUUCCUCCAAUUUCUUGCAUCGUAGCGGAUGCUGGUAUGUCAUUCGCUACAUGUCCUGCUGCUGAAAAGUUUGAGAUCCCCCUCAUAAAUUUGUGGACUAUCCCGGCCUGUGUUCUCAUGGCGCUCAUGCAAUUUCGCACCCUCAUGGACAAAGGUCUUGUACCUCUCCCAGAUGAAUCCUAUCUAAGCAAUGGCUAUUUGGACACCUCCAUCGAUUGGAUCCCUGGCAUGAAGAACAUGAGGCUACGCGACAUGCCCAGCUGCUGCCGCACCACCGACCCUGACGACACCAUAUUCAACUUUCUCAUGGAAGCGGGCGAGAGAGCUCAUAAAGCCACAGCCACCGCCGUCCACACUUUUGAAGCGCUCGAGCCACACGUGUUGAGUGCCCUGUCCUCGUUGGUCCCUCGACUUUACGCGGUGGGCCCAUUCCAUCUAUUGCUCAACCAGAUCCCCGGAAACGACCAGUCGGACGUUGUGAAGAAUAUUAAAUGCAAUCUUUGGAAAGAGCACAGCGAAUGCAUCCAAUGGCUGGACUCGAAGAGACCCAGAUCGGUGAUUUACGUCAGCUUUGGGAGUGUAGUAUGUGUGACGCACCAGCAGUUGGUAGAGUUUGCGAUGGGAUUGGCCAAUAGCGAACAAUGCUUCUUGUGGGUCAUAAGGCCAGACCUGGUGAUGAAAGCAAGUGGAAUUGAUCUUCCUGGUGAGUUUCUCGAAGAAAUUAGGAGAGAGAGGGGUCUCCUCUCGGGUUGGUGCCCGCAAGAGAAGGUACUGAGCCACCCUUCGAUCGGAGGGUUUUUGACUCACUGCGGGUGGAACUCGACCAUCGAGAGCUUGACGGCCAGAGUGCCGAUGCUCUGUUGGCCAUGUCAAGACGACCAACAGACAAUAUGUAAGUAUGUUUGUGACGAGUGGGAGGUUGGGUUGGAGAUCGGGAGUGCUGUGAAGAGAGAGGAAGUGGAGAGGCUUGUGAGGGAGUUGAUGGUGGAAGGAGAGAUGGGGAAGAAGAUGAAGAAGAGGGCCGAGGAGUGGAAGGAACUUGCAGUGCAGGCGGUCGGUCCACAUGGGUCCUCCUCCAUUAAUUUGGACAUGUUGGUCGACGACAUCUUGUCCAAAAAUAAUUAGUUGGUUCUAUAGAGUCGUACACCUAAUCAGUUGCAUGUCGCCUGUGUUCUAUGGUCACGAUGUUGAAGAUGAUUUUGGAGUUGAUAAGAAAGCUCAAUUAGAAUAAAAUGGAAAAGAACUAUGUGAUAUCUUCUUCGUACCAUGAAUAUUUCGAUUAUUUAUUCUAUAAUGAAGUGGUACAUCUACUGAUGUUUGUGGUAA
This is a messenger RNA of Syzygium oleosum, 1866 nucleotides long. RefSeq names its product 7-deoxyloganetin glucosyltransferase-like. Lineage: Eukaryota; Viridiplantae; Streptophyta; Magnoliopsida; Myrtales; Myrtaceae. Bases 118 to 1665 code for a protein of 515 amino acids. The transcript is spliced from 2 exons. The record is from RefSeq and is a predicted model, not a curated record. Gene Ontology annotation, molecular function: UDP-glycosyltransferase activity.